Linum tenue is the source of this 2193-nucleotide messenger RNA. Lineage: Eukaryota; Viridiplantae; Streptophyta; Magnoliopsida; Malpighiales; Linaceae. The record is from the annotation of a GenBank genome assembly.
UUCUUGCCUUGGUCCCCAAUGACAAUUUUGCGUCUCUCUUCGCCAUUUAUAACCAACAGUAGUUGGCCUCUUGAGCUCUCCAAUCCUCAUCAGUACUUCAGCCUCUUCUUGCCUUUUCUAGCUAUCCCACCGCUCCCGUCAUGGAGGCGCCGCUGCUCGCCGGCGAGGAUGGCGACUACGCCGCGGUCAGGACUUGGCCGGAGCUGCGGUCGGUGUUCUGGACGGAGACGCAGAAGCUGUGGAGGAUCGCCGGGCCGAUUGCCUUCAACACGGUGUGCCAGUUCGGGCUCAACUCCGUCACGGUCAUGUUCGUCGGGCACAUCGGCGACGUCGAGCUCUCUGGCGUGUCCAUUUCCCUCUCGGUCAUCGGCACUUUCGUCUUCGGAUUCUUGUUGGGCAUGGGCAGCGCGUUGGAGACGCUCUGCGGUCAAGCUUUCGGAGCCGGACAAGUUCACAUGCUAGGCAUCUACAUGCAAAGAUCAUGGAUCAUCCUCUUAGUCUCCUGUCUCUUCCUCCUCCCCAUCUUCUUCUUCGCCUCUCCAAUCCUCAAGCUACUGGGCCAAGAAGAAGAGAUCGCCAACUUAGCCGGAAGAUUCACCGUGCAGACAAUCCCACAGCUGUUCUCCCUCGCCAUAACUUUCCCGACCCAGAAGUUCCUCCAGGCCCAGAGCAAGGUCAGCGCUCUGGCCUGGAUCGCCCUCGCGGCCCUGAUCGUGCAGGUCCCAUUGCUCUGGCUCCUCAUCUUUGGGCUGGGCUGGGGCACGACGGGUGCCGCCGUGGCAUACAACGUGACCAGCUGGGGAAUCGCCGUAGCCCAAGUCGUUUAUGUGGUCCGCUGGUGCGACGAAGGCUGGACUGGGCUUUCGUGGGCCGCGUUCAGGGACAUGUGGAGCUUCGUCAGGCUCUCCAUCGCCUCUGCUGUCAUGCUCUGCCUCGAGGUUUGGUACUUUAUGAGCAUCAACGUUCUUACUGGCCAUCUCGACAACGCUGUCAUUGCCGUUGGUUCGCUUUCUAUAUGUAUGAAUAUCAAUGGCUGGGAAGCAAUGCUGUUCAUUGGUAUCAAUAUAGCUAUAAGUGUUCGUGUCUCUAAUGAGCUCGGAGCAGGACGGCCUAGAGCAGCGAAAUACGCGGUCUACAUCGUUGUCUUCCAGUCCUUCCUAAUCGGGUUGUUAUCCAUGGUAGUUGUGCUUAUAUCAAAGGACUACUUUGCCAUAAUUUUCACCAACAGCCAGGAGAUGCAAAGAGCUGUGUCUAAGCUAGCAUUCCUGCUAGGCAUCACCAUGGUUCUCAACAGUGUUCAGCCUGUCAUCUCAGGUGUGGCUAUUGGUGCUGGGUGGCAAGGUCUGGUGGCCUACAUCAACAUAUUCUGCUAUUAUGUAUUUGGGGUGCCUCUAGGGUUUCUGCUGGGUUACAAGCUUAACUUGGGUGUCACGGGGAUUUGGGGAGGAAUGAUAGCAGGGACGGCAUUGCAAACUCUAAUUCUCUUAUUCAUCCUAUACAGAACAAACUGGAACAAAGAGGUGGAGCAAACAACAGAGAGAAUGAAGAAGUGGGGUGGGCAGGAAACCCGCGGUGCUGAUCGUAUCACUGGAGCUGUGUGAAGAUGAUGAGUUCAGGGAAAAAGACACUGAAUGUGGAAUGAUGAACUAGAAAAGGACUGAUUCACUCCACUGCAGCAUGAAAGCCAGAGUUUGAUUUGUCAUCUAGAGUUUCCCUCCAUUUUUUUUUUCAGCUUGGAACUGUUACCUUCGAUGUUUAGAUGCAUAGGGGAACAGUCUAGUGAGUAGUCGCCAAUUGUUUGUUUUUGUGGAAGGAGUGAGCAGCGAACAGCUAGUCCUAGUCUCAACCACGUAUUUUUCAUCGAUAGGUGUAAUAAGCCCUGCCAAAUUGUAGACCACAGAUGUCAGGAUGGCCGAGUGGUCUAAGGCGCCAGACUCAAGUUCUGGUCUUCGAGAGAGGGCGUGGGUUCAAAUCCCACUUCUGACAAAAAAUUUAUUGUUUUUUUCAAACCCUUAUAUCACUUUAAUCGCAUCAGUCGCCUUUUAUAUUCUGUAGGCUUUGUUCAGGUCAACAUAUGUACUCUCUUACCAUGUACUGGGGUUGCUUUGAAGGUUUGCUAAGCUACACUUUUAAUUUGAGAAUCAUAGAGUCAUGAACUAGUGUCUUUUGAGAAGCAACAAAAUCAGUUCUUCA